CAAGCAUUCUUCUAUAAGAACCCAACAAGCCUCAGCCUCCCUCCUCUCUUCAUCCCCUUGCCAUCACCCCUUCACCAGCCCACCAAGAUUUACCGGCCGUCGACAGUUAAUUGGAGUUCACCAUGACUACUGUCCGAGUUCUUCUUACAGUUGCCCUGGUCAUCUCCCUGCUCGCCCUUGGCCAUCAUCCUCUCGCUCAUGCUCGCCACGUGAAGGACCCGUCCAUACCAACCGGUGAUUCCUCGUCUGUAAAGAAAGGAUUACAGCAAGGGAGCAACAUGAAGCUCGAUGCCGGGAAGACGAAGAAAGUUGAAAACGUGAGAGUGGAGGAGACACCAAAGGGAUCUGUUGAACCAAGCUUUGGCAACCGGGGGAGCCUUGGUGCUGAGUCUGAUAAGGUGGCCGUGCUUGCUCGCCGUGGAGAACCACCCAAGCCUCACCCGAAAAAACACAACUAAGGCACUGUCCGGAAUGGGUGAAUUUUUUGGUGACCAUAUAUCGGUACUUAGCUCAAAGUUGAACCAACUACCGGUGACCCUACAAGCUUUGCAUCCAGUGUCCAGCAGUCCCUAAGUAUGUGUACAUAUAGUUAGCUAGCUAGUUUGCUUUUUAGUUGAUCUUGUUAUAUUUAUUAUCUGAUUUAGAGCAGUGGUAGUUCUCUUUCUUGCAUGUUUCCCCUGCCCCUCUCUAGCUAGUUUCUAGGUGAAAUUUUGGCUAGGAAACGGAGAUCCGACUCCACUGAGCAUACUGUACUAUAGCUGCCUACUGUCAAAUUAAAUACCACACUUUUUCCAUAUAUACACAUUUUAUUCUUCUACUUUUGAAGGGUCAAAGGAUGCAUUAAGCCAAAGGAAAUUUUAACACGUGUUCCUCUUUUUUUUUUGAAGUUUUUUCUUAACACAAGAUCGGAUGGUCACAGUUGCAAAAAAAGGCAAACUGUACACAAAAAAAUCUUACCAUCUAUUCACAAAAAUGUGAUUUUCAAAACUUUUAUUAAAGUUGGUACGAACCGACUGACACGGAUUGCACAUAGUGCAACCAACUCAGGCGGCUUUCAUGCCGGGCAGACACAUACUAGAGGGCGUUGUCGUCCUACAUGAAGCACUAUGAAAUCCACUCGAAAAAACUGGAUGGGGUAGUUUUCAAAGUAGACUUCGAGAAGGCGUAUGAUAAGGUUAAAUGACCCUUCCUCUAGCAGGCCUUACAUAUGAAGGGAUUCGACAAUUCCUGGAGGAAACAAGUCAAGUCAUUUGUGCAAAAAGGCAGCAUAGGGAUUAAAGUGAAUGAUGAAACAUGUUAUUAUUUCCAGGCGCAAAAGGACCUAAGACAGGGAGACUCAAUGUCUCCUAUCUUGUUCAACAUAGUGGCGGAUAUGUUGACAAUUCUUAUUGGUAGGGCCAAAGAGGAUGGGCAAGUAGGCGGACUCGUACCCCAUCUUGUGGAUGGGGGUUGUUCAUACUACAAUACGCUGAUGACAAUAUUAUUUUCGUGGAACGUAAUUUGGCAAAGGCUAUAAAUAUGAAGCUUGUGCUAUGCUUGUUUGAGAAAUUGUCGAGGUUGAAGAUCAACUUUAACAAAAGUGAAAUUUUCUGCUUUGGGAGAGCCAAAGAUGAACAAGAGGCUUAUAGACAAUUGUCCAGAUGUGAACUGGGCCCCUACCGUUGGCAUACCAAUUCAUCAUCGCAAGCUAUCCAACAAAGAGUGGAAGUGUAUUGAAAAUACAUUUGAAAAAAAAAGCUGCUGUAACACUAUUAGAAAACAGGGCUUUG
This is a messenger RNA of Aegilops tauschii subsp. strangulata, 1769 nucleotides long. Lineage: Eukaryota; Viridiplantae; Streptophyta; Magnoliopsida; Poales; Poaceae. The record is from RefSeq and is a predicted model, not a curated record.